AGUUCGCCGAGACGCAUGCACGGGUGGUGCAGUAGAGCCGAGAAUCCCGUAGCGUGUGUUUGUUUUUAACUUCGCGAUCUACGCUCCAUCUCUUUUAACCUUAACAGAAUCCUACUCGUGAGAGAGGCUGUGAUUUCUUUCUCUCCUUCUCUCUCUCUCUCUCUUCUCCCCCUUCUCCCUGUUACCCUCUCAAUCUUUCUCUCGGUAUCUAAUUUUCCUGCCUUUCCCUUCCUUUAUUUCUUUUCCCUGCUUCUUCUCCUUCCCCCCUCUUUCUUCUUUUUUCUCCUCUCACAGUUUCUUAUUUCCCCGCUCCUUAUCCCCCCCUUUCUCCUUCGUGUCUCCUUUCUCCGUUUGACUCUUCUCGUUCUCAGUCUCAUGGUCUCUCUCGAUCCCUCGUUCUCCCUCUCGCGAUCCUACCACGGUUUCCGUCGCUCUUACGUACUUCUCUGUCCCCUCCCAUCCUCCUCCUCAUCCUCGUUUUCCUCCUUACACAUAGUAUACUGACUCCGCUAUUUCUAAAAACGUAACGCAAUCGUGGCAACGUAUGCGAGUAGCGCGCCAGAGAAACCACGAGUGAGAAGGCGCGACGUACGAACGAAUCGAGUUCUGCAAUUAAUUAACUAGAUAAUUACUGUGCAAGUAAAAAAAAGUAUCGAAGAAAGUAAAGUGACACGUAUUUAAAUAACAUACGUACAGUGAAAUCUAACAGGGAAAACGCGUUGUGCGCGAACGAGAAAAACGUGAAAAACGAACUGCUGGUUGUUUUUGGAUCUUUGAUCGCAACGUCGUCUGUCUUUUGCUCGUUUUUACGUUUUAACGUUACACUAUUUUCUAUCCGUUUCUCCCUCUCUCUGCAACGCAACAAUACACCUCUCUAUUUGUUUUUGUAUAUCUUUUUUUUUACUAUAUUUUCGCGUGACCGCCAUAGGAGGUAAUCAAAGUAAUUGCGAUGUGUGAUAAUACUAACACGACGACGCAGAGUAUAGCGGACUACCUGUCACAGUUACUAAAAGACCGAAAGCAGUUAGCUGCUUUCCCUAAUGUCUUCAUACAUGUAGAACGCCUACUAGACGAAGAAAUCGCUAAAGUUCGGGCGAGUCUUUUUCAAAUCAGUGGCGUCAAGAAGGAACCACUGGUGUUGCCAGAGCCGGACGGUGAAGUUAAAACGCUUAUGGAGAAAGUUUAUGUACCUGUGAAAGAACAUCCAGACUUCAAUUUUGUCGGGAGAAUUCUCGGACCGCGUGGGAUGACAGCCAAACAAUUAGAACAAGAGACAGGAUGUAAAAUUAUGGUCAGAGGCAAAGGUUCCAUGAGGGAUAAGAAAAAGGAAGAAUUAAAUCGAGGUAAACCAAACUGGGAACACCUGACAGACGAACUGCAUGUUCUACUGACAGUAGAAGAUACUGAAAAUCGUGCCACAUUGAAACUUGCCAGAGCCGUCGAAGAAGUCAAGAAGCUUCUCGUUCCCGUGCAGGCUGAUGGAGAGGACGAGUUGAAGAAACGACAAUUGAUGGAACUAGCUAUCAUCAACGGAACGUAUCGAGACUCUAACACGAAAGUUGCUGCAGCUACAGCCUGCGACGAAGAAUGGAGACGCGUGGCGGCGGCUGCGGCGGAGACGCAGCGGCUCCUUCCAGGUCUAACCACACCCAUGAGAGCGCCGAGCGCUCCGUUGGGUGCACCGUUGAUACUCUCGCCACGGAUAUCCGUCCCGACGACUGCGGCGUCUCUUCUGAACGGUUCCGGGCCCCCAGGAUCGCUCCUUUCAGCUGGCGAUCCCCACGGGCUGAUCUACACGCCGUACGCCGACUACGCCAACUACGCGGCCUUAGCAGCCUCGCCCCUCCUCACGGAUUACACCACUGCUGAUCAUUCUGGUGCAGCGGCCGCUGCGAAACAACGUAGGCACUUGGGCCAGAUUCGCGAGCACCCUUAUCAGAGGGCUGGCGCCUUGUCAUGAAUUCGGAGAGCGUAGUAGUCACGGUACCCUACGCAACUCCGUGAAAAGGCUUGGAGUGCUAACAAUGGAAUCCACUCGCCCCGUGCUAACACCUGGACUAUUGGAACAACAUCCGCGUUCGAUCGGUUCACCAACCAGACGACCACCUUCGCCGUUCGCAUCACCAGCCCUGUUCUUCGUCAAGUUUAUCCAUCCUGUUUACCCUCUUCGUGUCACUUUAAAAACGAAUAUUGUACAGCCUCGUUGUUAAGCCGCUUACUGCUCCUCGUUUCGCUAGCGUUUCUCCGCUCGUUUUCAUCCAGCGUUCGCUGGCACAGCCGGGACAGGUAAAUUUUAUUAAGACUUUUCGUUACGAGUUACUUAGUUCGAUCGACGAGAACGUUUCGAUCCUCGUAUGUCACGUUCCAACUUUCUACGAUGCAAACGGUUUCAGAACGUUUCUUUAGUUUUCUUAUUCGCGUGAGGUGAACGCGUUUGAACGCACGAUUCGCGCGCUAGCAGUUUCGUUUCUUCUUAAAUCUCUUAAUAAUCAGCUUUCAUUUCUGUAAGUACAAAAUUACUCGGCUGUCGAGUCAACGUGUGUCUUUGCCCGACAGGGAGGUCCGCUUUCUUUUUUUUUUUUUAACGUCGGGUUACUAACUUAUUUAUUUGUUAAGGUAAUCGCACAGAUUUUUCCGCACGUUUCGCAAGGGGUGAUAUAAUCAGAAAAUAGUGGAUUGUAACACGUUAAGUAUUUGUACAUAAUCGUGAUUCAUUGAAAACGACUCAGCAAUAACUCGUCGUUGUAGAACUUUGAAAUGUUUGCGCGUGAACUGCGCAUCGAUCGACUCAUGAAAUUACGUGAUAUUCUUUUUCGUUGUAGAUAUUAUUUUAAUUACUUUUAUCAUAUUUACUUUCUCUUUUUAUUAUCUGCUCUUUAAAUCGCCCCCCGUUCACUGAACUGGGAGACCAUUAAUCAAUUGAAAGGCAUCGCUUAAAAUAAUAUAACAAAUGUAGGUAUAAAAUACGUAUAUCCAUACUUUGGUAUGCCUUAAGAGUUUUUAAUACUUCACCAUUUAUUUUUCUUUUUUUUUUAUUUUUUAUUAAACUUAAAUGCUCUGAAGGUACUUGAUUCAAUGAAGUAAAUGUAUUACGUUCAUGAUAUUAUAUAUUUAUAAUUGAAAUGGUUAUUUUAAGCCGACGAAAAGUGUUUACGAUCAUUGAGGGUAUUGUAUAAGUUGAUUCUACAAAUUGAUUCGUAAUCACAGCGAGAAUCUCAUUUUUCUGUUAUAUCACACCUGUUAACAAUUUGUAUAUUAAAGAAAGGAGGUCUAUUUUAGAAUCGUACACUGUUUGAAAUUAACAAUUAUCGCGAAAAAUAAGGUAAUGUUCUCUACAUAGUGAUUAGACGUAUUAAUCACGUUUCCAGUACUUACGUCCUUAAAUAGAAUCGAUAUAACAAAUAGGCAGAGUGCGUAGGAAGGGGCAAAAGCAAAUUUAUAAGUAAUAUCAUCUGUUUUACGCAGCUUAGGGAAAUAGUAUCGACGCGUAAUGGGUGCAAUAAGAGAAUCAAAAUUGCAUAUUUGUAGAAUUUCUUAAGUGAAAUUCGAAAUUGAAGCCGAGCUCAGGAUACCGAAGCGGGUCGAAAAUCUAAAUUUAUUUCUCUUGUUCUUCUUCUUCUUAAUGUUAACAGAAACGUAUAUUUACUCAUCAUUUUACACUAAUGUAUAUUAAUCGAUUGUAGUAAUGCACGUUGAAUCGCAAUAUGUAACACGAAGGUAGCAUCGAUCUUUAAGAAUCUAAUCUUCACCGAUCGAAGCAAUUAUGUUUAAUUAAUCAUUUUCAUCUGUUUUCUUUGGGACUUAGAACUCUAAAUGCGAUCGAGAGAAACUAAUCAAAUCAAAAUAUUUGAAUAUGUUAAUUAGGUGUUAAGAAUUCUUAUAUAUAAUGUCUCGUUAAUUAUUAUAUAUGCAUAUAUGAGUCUGUUGCGUGACUAAGAUGAAUCUCUACUCUCUUUAACAGAGAUAUAUAUAUAUAUAUAUACACAAUACUUUAUUAUUUUGUAAUUUGAAAAUUCUAUUACGACAUUAUGGUGCAAUUUAUUUGUAAAAUAAUAGAUAAUAAUUGUUCGAGCGAAGUCGAUUCUCUUAUGUAAAAAACGAUCGUUCCGAGGGAUCGUCGUCAAGGACGGUCCUACUCUUAAAAUUCGUGGACAAUAAUAAUUCAACUAAAUAGGUUUAAAGGAAAACGAAUUACUACCAUUUUCGUUAAUUGCAAUACAUCUACAUUUAUAAUGUUACAACAAAGUUAUCUAUAUAUAGAUGAGUGUUUAUAUAUGAGGUUGAUUUAUUUAUCAGUCGAUAUAUCAAUUAGACGGAUAGAGAAUAUUUUGUUGAUUCUUUAAAUUUGCCAUAUGUACAUGUAAUAAUCAAGAACUUUCUAUCACGUUCGUUUGUGUAUAACCUAGCAAAUCGUGUAAUUUACGCUUGUACUUUUUUUCACAGGCAUUAAUAUAUAACUUCAUUUUCUUUCGGCUACAUAAGGACAAAUAAUUCUUAUUUUCGUGUAAAUAGGUAUUGUAUUUGAUCGUGUAAUUGUAUUAAGAGUGAUCUGAAAUCUACUUAAGUUUAUAUAGCUUGAUGUAGUCUAUCCAUUAUAUUUUAAUACAAAUGGAGAAAAAAGAGAGAAAGUAAAAUAGAAGGAUAUAGGUAGAUAUAUAUAUUUAGUGGAGUCGAGUAAGAACGGGGAAAGUUGAAAAUUCGUAAAACGUAUUUGCCGUGUGUUUAGUGCAAUAAUAGAUGAUUAUAUUUACCUAGUACUCAUCUAAGUGACUUAUAAUUCUAACGUAAUCGCACUGUAAUUAAAUACUUUGCAUCAUGUUCGAUCUUACACAUACAGAUGUUUCACCUUUGGAUAUCAUCGAGAGAUCGUUCAGGCCGAAUUCAUUCGAUGCUCACCGUGAACUCGGCGAAAAUUCUAUCUAUUUUUUGACUUUCCCUUUUACUGUUAAACAAAUGAUUACACAGAUAUUCAUUGAUGGUUUAUAUGUAGAUGAGAACUUAUAUAUUUUUUAAAUCUUAUACAACUGCAGGUAUGUACGCAUAAUACGUUGCAAAAAGUACACGAACAGAAUUUUUUGGGAAUUUAUGUAUAUAAAAAAUGCAUAUCGAUCUGAUAUUUAAAAAGCGAAAAUGUGAACACUAAUAUUUCAUUCUUAUUUCGUCGCAUUCACCUAUCGAGUGUACGUGAGUAGAAUUAUCGAUUAAUAAACCAGAAAAAUGUUUGUGGUAA
Messenger RNA from Ceratina calcarata, 5230 nucleotides. RefSeq names its product protein held out wings (gene how). The record is from RefSeq and is a predicted model, not a curated record. Gene Ontology annotation, molecular function: mRNA binding. The transcript is spliced from 8 exons. Bases 950 to 1960 code for a protein of 336 amino acids. Gene Ontology annotation, cellular component: nucleus. NCBI's taxonomy places the organism in Eukaryota, Metazoa, Arthropoda, Insecta, Hymenoptera, Apidae. Gene Ontology annotation, biological process: regulation of mRNA splicing, via spliceosome.